AACAUUCGCUUUCGUCAUCAUUCAUGUAGUGCGCUUCUAGGCAUAGGAGCGGUUAAAACGCACUGUGUUGGUUUUACAAUAUCUGUCUUUUUACUGAUCAGUAGCGGUUCAAAGCUUACAGAUUUGCUUGUAUAUACUUAACCAAUCUUAUGACUGAAAAUGGAGCUGGCACACGGACUACUUUUGAAUGAGGAAGCUUUAAAACUUGUUGGAGAAAACAAGCGCGGUGUAUUUGUUUAUGAGUGGCUACGUUUCUUACAGAAAGUGUUAAAAGCUUCACAAAAGUCUGAUAUUAAAGAGAAACAAGACAAGCUUAUAGAACAGCUUACCAACCAAAUUCUUGAUGGACCUGGCCCACCAACAAGAGCUCUUAUCGGGCAUUGUCUUUCUGCAUUGUACAAGAUUGGUGACAGUUUUGGGAUAUAUGAUGCGGUAUGCAAGUGCCAAGAUAUCAUUAAAAGCAAAGAUGAUUCGCCAAGCUAUCUGUCUGUGAGACUAGCUGCAAUUGUAGUGAUUGGAAUAUUGUACGAGCACAAUGGAAGAAUGUUGGGAGGUUUAUUUACGGACACAGUUCAAGUUCUCGUGAAAGGAUUAAAAAAUGCUGAAUCGCAAACACGCUCGGAGACACUUACUGCCCUCAAGUGUCUGCUCAUCGGAUUAGGAUCUUCUGCAACGAUGUGUCACCGAGAUAUCUAUAAAGUUGCCAAACAUCUAUUGGCCGAUCGUUCUACAUUUGUCAGGAGUUCAGCUGCAGAAUGUUUGGAGGAACUAAUCAAAGAAGCUGGCUUUGUGUAUUCAAACGAGUUCGAGCCACUAAUGCAACAGUGUGUUCGUGCUUUAGAAGGUAGCACAUAUGAGACCAGGUGUGCAGUGGCGAGACUUAUCGGAACUUUUGUAGCUGGAAGCCAGAGAACAAAACCAACACUGGCAAAAGGAAAGAAACCAAGUUUAGAAGAAGUUCUUAAUUCGCUCUCAAACGGAUUUUUGAACGCUGGGUCAACUGGGGGCGCUAGAGACCUCUUAAAGGGAAAUUCAAGUCCUUCUUCAAUAAGAAAUAUUCGAAUCGGUAUUUCCGAAGCUUUUGUUGAGUUUGUGAGAGAACUUGGCAGUGAUUGGUUGCAGAAAAAUAUCUCAACGUUUUUAAACAAAGUACUGGAAAUGGUGGCCCAGCCCAAGGCUUCUGUCUCCCACGUGGAUGCGGUUUACUCCCGUCGUUGCAUCACUUUCAUACUCAGAUCCACGCUUGGAGCAAUGUUGGGUGAACCACAGCAACAAGUAGCUGUCCUUGAACUUUGUAGAAUCAUAUCAAAGCAAACAAGUUAUCUUGAUGCAAACGUGUCAGACAACUCUAACCAGGAGAUCUUAUCCAGCCAGCAUGUUCUUGUAUGUGCCACACAAGAAGUUGGAAGUUUAAUGAGAGGUUUAUCAACUGCUGCAUUGCCUUUGGUGGUUGAAGCACAGAACAGUAUAGUGGAUCCUAUAUUGGCAGUGUUGUUAUACCCAUCGCAUGCAGCACGCUUAUCUGCAGCUUGGUGUCUACGAUGCAUAGCAGUUGCCCUGCCAUCACAACUAUCAAUAAUGAUUGACAGAUGUGCAGAAAAAAUAAAAACCCUUAAGUCAUCAGGAGAGGCUAUAUCAGGGUACAGUGCGGCUAUUGCAAGUUUGCUUGGUGCUGCAAGAGAAUGCCCGAUGGGAAUUCCUUAUGAUAAGGGCAAGAUGAUCUUCAAGUUAGCGGAAGAUAUGCUGAGAUCAGUUGGUCAAAACAGUCGCCUCUCUCUCUUCCGGACACAAGGAGGAUGGUUGAUGAUCGGAUCACUUCUCACUCUUGGAUCAACUUUCGCUCGCCCCCAUCUUCCCAAGCUCCUCCUGCUCUGGAAGACCAGCUUUCCACGAUCGAUGCGGGAGUUGGACCAGGAGAGGCAGCGAGGAGAUGCGUUUUCAUGGCAACUCACUCUCGAGUCAAGAUCAGGAGCUUUAUGUGCUAUGAGGAGUUUUGUUGCUCAUUGUGGAGAUAUAUUGACAGAAGAACUCACUAGAAAGCUGAUGGUUCCAUUGGAAAGUGCAUUGGCUAUGAUGGCAAUACUACCCCAAAUAAUCUCAUUGUACGGCCCCCAUUUAAAAGCAGGGGCAGCCAUGGUUAGGCUGAGGUUGUACGACAUUCUUGCUUUACUUUCACCAACAAGUUAUGAAGGCAGUUUCAAUGCUUUGUUGAGGGAACUUGUAGCUGAGUUCACCCUCACAGAUAAUCAAGCCAACACAACAACAUCUCUUCUACAUUCCCUCUGCCACCAUGAUGAUAAUGUGUUGCUUGGUACAUGGCUGAAGGAAUCUGAUCAGAGCUUGAUAGAAAACCAGCUACAAAGCCACAGUGGUUCAGGUUCAGGGUCAAUUGAGCAUGAUCCUACUACAGUCUACCUUCAAUCUUAUGAGGAAAAUGUUGCCCCUGGUCCCUUACCAUUAGGCAUUAGUGUGAUUGACGCAGCUAUUGCCUUGUUUGGUCUUGCGUUUCCUCAUGUAGCAAUGAAACACAGACUUCAAAUGCUCAACCAUUUUGAUGAGUGCGUCAAACAAGCUAGCAAGAAUGCACAGCGGCAAAAAGCGAUUCAAAUUAAUGUUUUCACAGCUCUGAUAUGUGCUCUCAAAGGGCUAGCUGAAAGCAAAAGACACUUAGGUGGUGACGAUGUACAAGUUGCCGCCACUAGUCUUAUUAUUACAGCUCUAACAUCAACUGAUGCUACAUUACGUUGUGCAGCUGGUGAGGCAGUGGGUCGAAUGACACAAGUCACAAGCGAUAAUAAUUUCCUUUCAAAAACUGCCCAACUAUGCUUUGAAAAAUUAAAGACAGCGAGAGAUGUGAUAUCCCGUACUGGCCAUUCUUUUGCAUUGGGUUGCUUGCAUAGAUAUGUGGGGGGUAUGGGUAGUGGCCAACAUCUGAGAAUGAGUGUUGGUAUUCUACUGGCUCUCUCACAGGAUAGUAACUCUCCCGAAGUACAGGUGUGGGCACUUCAUGCUCUCUCUUUAAUCAUCGAUGCAUUUGGUCCGAUGUUCCGCUCUUUUGUCGAACCUGCCCUCCAAGUCGUGCUCACCCUUUUUCUACAAGUGGCACCUCACCAUAUACAAGUUCACAGAUGUCUGGGUCGCUGUUUAAGCGCGCUCGUCACGACCAUAGGGCCUGAAAUGCAAGUUACGAGUUCUACAAUAUCUGGCAUCAGAUCAUCUUGUUUAACAUCAUGUGCGAUCAUGUCGCAUCAUGCAGAUGCACAGGUUCAAGCAGAAUCGGUUGGCUGCCUUCAGCAACUUCAUAUGUUCGCACCACGCCAUGUGGAAGUAGCAUCUCUUGUACCAAGACUAUGUCGAUACUUAUCAAGUUGGCAUCUAAUCCUGCGACGCGCGUCAGUCUCAUGCCUGCGACAACUGGCACAGAAGGAGGCAUUAGAAGUUUGUCAGAUAGCAUCUACUAACACACAAGAUGACGAUGUUAAUAAACGUGGUGUAGUUAUAACUGACAGUGGCCUGGAAGGUGCAUUAUUUUCGCUGCUGGACCGAGAAAUGAACACGAAACUUGCAUCUGAUAUUAGAGACACAAUCAAUCAUAUUCUACAAGACCUUGCAAUGAAAAAUCUACGUUUCUGGCUUACACUGUGCAAAUCUGUGCUUGCUGCUUCUACUGAUAAUACUGCUCUAAGCAAGAUUGAACACGAACAACAGGAAACAAACGAGGACAAAGAUGAAAAUGAUGACGAUAUAUUUACUGCAAAUAAGGAGAAAAAGAAAGAGAAUGUCAUCCAACCAAGAUGGCCGACGCGUGUAUUUGCCAUUGAACUUGUACGUCGUAUAAUAUCAAUGUGCCACAGUAGUUCAGAUGAAGCUCAUUUUAAUUUAGAACAAGCAAGAAAUGUCGUUCGUAACGAAGGCACAGGUGACUACCUGGUCAUCCAUUUAUCGGAUCUUGUAAGAAUGUCAUUCAUGGCAUCCACUGACAACAGUGUUCAACUUAAAAUGGCCGGCCUUGAAGCUCUGCAGGACGUGAUCAAAUAUUUUAAAGACGUGCCCGAACCUGAGUUCCAAGGUUCAGUUAUAUUAGAGCAAUACCAAGCUAAUGUUGGAGCUGCAUUACGUCCAGCUUUUCUAUCUUCUGAUACAUCAGGAGAGAUUAUGGUUAAAGCAUGCGAAGUGUGCAGUGCAUGGAUAACUAGUCUGGUUGUAAGGGAUCUAUCGGAUCUUAAACGAGUGACCACUCUACUGGUAUCAAGUCUGGACAUGGUUAAACAAGGCACAGAGGGUAAAGAAACAUACAGUGAAAGUGCUUCUACAAUGAUUAAACUGGCAGUGUUGAGUGCUUGGUCCAAGAUCUACAUCGCCGCCAUGCACCCUGACCCUUCAAUUGACCCUACAGGAGUCGUCGAGCAGAAUAUGCUUACACUGGUACAACCCCACCUUGACGUGUUAUCCCAACAUUGGGUAGCUGUGGUGAAAGAUCAAGCAAUUUUGAGGCUCCCACCUGAGUUUCAUUCCCAUUUACCAGAACAAGGUGGAAACUUUUUCACGAUUGAGUCAAUGUCGUCAGUUCGUGGCCAUUACGCCACUGCAUGGCCGACUAUAUUACAUGCAUUAUCAUUAUGGCUUGCACAUGUGGAUUUUGCUAGUGAUGAUGAUGAUGUAAAGAGUGAAGAAAACAACACAAAGUUACACCUCGCGUUGGGUGUUUGUGUUGAAGCUCUAUGCUCACCUCGCACCUCAGAUUCAAUCAGUGUGAUUUUAUCAUGUCUUUCAACACUGGAUUCUCUGUUCUCAUCUGAAUGGACACGAAAGAAAAUAAAUGAGGAUCAUUUAAUAUCCGUCGAGUUACUGAAUGUAUUGCAUCGCUUACUACUUACACGAGACUCACACACCACACAGCAAAUUGUUCUUCGAAUUGCAAAGAAGGUUAUUUCUGGAGCCAUACAGUAUAAGAAUAAAGGUGAUGCAGAUUCUGAAGUAUCACAAGGAGAAGGAGGGAAGAAUGGAUCAAUUGAAGCGGGAAGAUCACUCGUCUUUGCAUCACUUGAGAUUUGCAUGUGUGUCCUCGUGCGGAAAAUGCCAUCAGUCAACCCUACUUUUAGAAACACAUCAAGUGACUACCAACCAAAACGUGGUCCGCUACCAACAGAAGGAGCAACUCUCGUAUCAACUGCUCUCAAUCUACUUACAGAUAUCUUGGAUCUAUGUUCUCCGAGAGGUUGUCUAACCAUCCUUCCAACUAUAUUGUUCCUUCUUACUGGAGUGUUAAGAGAAAGUGUAACAUGUUAUGAUGGAAGUAUUUGUUCUGUAUCUGCUACUACCAGUGCUCUACAGUCUCUUCGCAAAUUACUAACUUCUGAUCACAUAAAAAGUGGAAAAUACUGCAAUGAAUGGAUCCAACUUCUACAAAGCUCUCUGCUUACUAUUCUAGACUUUGCCGAUGACGAUUCAUUGAACCACGACCCGGUCUCCAUGGUAACCACCAUCUCGCUCUUCAUCCUCACUGCUCCACCUAGUGUUGUGGAUGAACCACAGAUCAACAGGAAAAUCGUUAACUUCUUCCAAAACAAGUUGUCCUCCAGUGAUCCUAAAAUUGAACUGAAGACUUUAUCUCUAAUCUCUCCAAUCUUCCGUCACAAUGAUCCCAACAUCUCAUCUUUCUUCAUCCAACACCUCGCUCCCUCCAUCAUCACCAAGCUCCAACAUCCGGAUCAGAUCUCCUCCUCCCGGCUCUCUGUUGCCACCGAGUGCAUGAACGUAAUGGAACUUCUUGUGUCGACGUCAAAUCAACACAAAACAGCAGUUGUAGGCAUGGUUGUUCCUAUUCUAAUAUCUUGUCUUACCGAAACCACCACCAGUACCACUACACAACAUCGUGUCUCUCUACACGACAGCGCACUUAAAAAGCUUUUACAAAUCGGGCUAGCUUAUCCUGAGCCGUUUAAAUCGUCUUUAGAAACCGUACCUGGAUUUAAGGCUCGUUUAGAAAACGCAAUCCGUAAGAAUCAAAACGACGCCCAGCAAGCUAGAGAAAGGGCUGUAGUUAAAAAUUCCGCAGCCUCCGCGACAAAUAAGCCGUCACAACCAUCUAUUAAGCUUAAAAUGGAUUUUUCUAACUUUGGAAAAAAGUAGCAUCUGUAAAGUUAUAUCUAUAUAGUAUAUAUUUAUCGUAAAUUUUAGCAGCUGCGUAGAUUAUUCAGCAAUUGCUCUCCUGUUUUUAAUGCUUCCAAUCGCUAAUAAAUGAAACUGUAACGAA
This is a messenger RNA of Ciona intestinalis (vase tunicate), 6256 nucleotides long. The record is from RefSeq and is a predicted model, not a curated record. NCBI's taxonomy places the organism in Eukaryota, Metazoa, Chordata, Ascidiacea, Phlebobranchia, Cionidae.